GCCUUCUUUCCCUUGGACAAUUUCAAUGAUUCCCAAGUCUUAUUCUUCUGUAGUGACCCCAUCUCUUCUACAUCCCUAUAAGACAAUGGAUCUCCACUACUGGUUAUGAGAGCAAGACUAACCAUAUCUUCAAAGCCAUAUCUUUGUGGUACCUCCUACGCCAUGUUGAGCAAGGAAAUUGAGGAGAAGACACAUGAACUGAGAGGAGAAAAGCUCCUUGGAAUGGAUAUAGAAGAAUUACAGAAACUAGAGAAAAAGCUUCAAGUAGGCCUGAGCUGUGUUAUAGUAACAAAGGGUGAAAGAUUUCUGGAAGAGAUCACUGCCCUUAAGCAAAAGGGAGCCGAACUGAUGGAAGAAAACCAACGACUAAAACAGAUGGAGAAUUUGUUUAGUACUCAAACACAUGUACUUGAACAAGGUCAGUCAUUUGAGUCAAUCACCAACAUUUGCAGCUCAUUUGAUCCUCAAGACAAUGACAGUUCAGACAUAUCUCUCAAGUUGGGGCUACCUUUUCCUAAAUGAAUUUGAAGUAUAGUGAAGAUCAAGAAGCAUACAUGGAUUCUCUUUU
Molecule: messenger RNA, 568 nt
Organism: Quercus lobata
Lineage: Eukaryota; Viridiplantae; Streptophyta; Magnoliopsida; Fagales; Fagaceae
Product: MADS-box protein JOINTLESS-like
Exons: 7
Coding region: 106-522 (138 amino acids)
Biological process (GO): regulation of DNA-templated transcription
Cellular component (GO): nucleus
Molecular function (GO): DNA-binding transcription factor activity
Source: RefSeq, a predicted model, not a curated record